AUGAGCAGCAGGGAGGACCUUACUCAGCAGAACACCUCUGAAAGUGACAAUGAUGAAGUUGAUGGCAACAAUGUGUGUGGUUUCAGAAAGAAAAAGGGAGUCAAAGGCCCUGCCAAGCACCUUCCUUCUUUAGACAAUGAGAAGAUGGAGCUGCCCCACGCCUCCGAGCUCCCAGAGCCUUGUCCCCUCCGAGGAAGCCCUGCUUGCUCAGAACCACCAGCAGAGCAACCUCUUCCAAGCAUGAGCUGCCCUCCUCCAGGGCAGGAGGACAGAGAGGGUGCUGACAGUCCCCAUGCUGGCAGGGACAUCCAAGAAGAGGCGUCUGGAGACAGAGAAGAAAUCCAGGGAAGUGCUGGCGCUGGGCAAAGAGCGAUAGGGGAGAGGCAGGAGGAGAUGGAGGCGCCCAGCAGAAGUGAGCUGCCCAUGGGCAUGCAGCCAGCGAGGGGCACAGGGAGAGCUGGGCAUGGAGAGGCAGCAGGCAGGGCAGAGGGUGGUGAGAGGGCAGGAAGUAAGCAGCAGGAGUGGGGGAGGAUGGAAGAGGUCAAGUUUCACGCGAGCAGGAUGGGCUCCCUGGGCUGCACCAGAGGAGCUGCAGAGGCCUUCCCGGCAGCUCCUGACUUCUCUGCACGCAGCCUGCAAGAGCUGAAGACCCUGCUGAGGGAAGGGCCUCUGCCUGCCCGGGGGCACAGUCACGGUGGCAAGGCAGGGGGCACUUUCCCUCAGAAGAGCUCCAAGCCCUGGGAGAAGCCAGCUGAGAAGCCAGGCAGAGCCUUUGGGACCUUUGGUCCCCAUUUCGGAGAGGAGAACCGAAAGCAGCACAGCUUCCAGCAGGUGGGAGUGGGGCAGCAGGGCAAACCCCUCCUGGUGCUCAGCUCUGCAGGCUCUGAUCAGCAGCAAGCAGCAGGAAGUGACAUGGAUCAGCUUAUUCUGGGUGUGCCAGCAGCUCCCACACAGGCAGGAGGCCCAGCUGCUGAGAUUCAGUUGGACUCCUCUGCAGACCACCCUGCAUCCAGCAGAGAGCCUGAUGUGAAUGACCUGGGCAAUUCAACUCUGCUUCUUCUCUUCUCUCACAUUGAAUUCAUCAAGCAGCAGAUGGCCAGGGACGGUGUCCAGUUUGUCAGGUUUGAGUCCAUCGACCUCCAUGGCGUGUCCAGGUCCAAGAACAUUCCCUCUCGCUUCUUCCACGAGAAGGCCAUCCACGGCGUUUCCAUGCCCAGAAGCUACCUGGAGCUGACCCUGAACCCCAAAGACAACGAGCUGGACUACCUCAACGCCACCAAUUUCAACUGCGACAUCAUCCUGCAGCCCGACCUCUCCACCUUCCGCCUCCUGCCCUGGACCGAGCAGACCGCUCGGGUCAUCUGCGACUCCUUCAGCGUGCUGGGCGCCCCGCUGGGCACCUCCCCGCGGCACAUCGCCAAGCGGCAGCUGGGCCAGCUCCGCCAGCAGGGCUUCUCCCUGCGCUCUGCCUUCACCUACGAGUUCUGCAUCUACGGCAUCACCGAGGUGGUCAACUCGAAGACCAUCUCCUUCCCCGCCGCCACCAUCCUCAACAACCACGACCAGACCUUCAUCCAGGAGCUGAUAGAAGGGAUGUACUACGCCGGGGCCAACAUCGAGAGCUUCUCCUCCUCCAGCGGGCCGGGGCAGAUGGAGAUCACCUUCCACCCGGCCUUCGGCAUGGACGCCGCCGACAGCGCCUUCACCUUCCGCACGGGCAUCAAGGAGGUGGCCAAGAAGUACAACUACGUGGCCAGCUUCUUCUCGGAGUCGGGCUUCUACAACUCGGGGGCCCUGGCGCACAGCCUGUGGGACCUGGACGGGCAGAGGAACCUGUUCUGCGCCGGCUACGGGGCGGAGGAGCUCUCGGAGGUGGGCAGGAGCUGGCUCUCCGGCCUGCUGGCGCACGCCGCCGCCAUCAGCUGCCUGGUGGCGCCCACCACCAGCUGCAGGAAGCCCUACUGCAAGUACAGCAAGGAGUCCAAGGAGGCUGUCAACGCCCAGUGGGCCUACAACGACAACAGCUGCGCCUUCAACGUCAAGUGCCACGGGGGCAAGGGCCCCCUCAUCGAGAACAAGCUCAGCUCCGCCACCGCCAACCCCUACCUGGUGCUGGCGGCCACCGUCGCCGCCGGCCUGGACGGCAUCAAGAGGGGGCUGAGGUACGACCAGGUGCUGGCAGGAGAGGACCAAGGUGCUGAGCUGAGGCACUCCUCGGUCCCUCUGAAGCUGGAGGACGCUCUCGUGGCCCUGGAGAAGGACUCCUGCAUCAGGGAGGCCUUGGGGGAAACCUUCGUCAGGUACUUUGUGGCCAUGAAACACUACGAGCUGGAGACCGAGGAGAUGGACCUGGAGAGGAACAAGUGCCUGGGGUACUUCAUCUAG
Dryobates pubescens (Downy woodpecker) is the source of this 2385-nucleotide messenger RNA. It is a transcript of the gene LGSN, whose product is annotated as lengsin, lens protein with glutamine synthetase domain. Lineage: Eukaryota; Metazoa; Chordata; Aves; Piciformes; Picidae. The transcript is spliced from 4 exons. Gene Ontology annotation, molecular function: glutamine synthetase activity. Bases 1 to 2385 code for a protein of 794 amino acids. The record is from RefSeq and is a predicted model, not a curated record. Gene Ontology annotation, cellular component: cytoplasm; membrane.